Messenger RNA from Rhizophagus irregularis DAOM 181602=DAOM 197198, 1221 nucleotides. RefSeq lists its product as uncharacterized. The record is from RefSeq and is a predicted model, not a curated record. Gene Ontology annotation, cellular component: histone deacetylase complex. Gene Ontology annotation, molecular function: histone deacetylase activity. NCBI's taxonomy places the organism in Eukaryota, Fungi, Glomeromycota, Glomeromycetes, Glomerales, Glomeraceae.
AUUUAUUUAUUUAUUUAUUUUUUGACUCCAAGAGUGUAAAAAGUCGCUAAUAUGACAAAAGUACCAAUAGUUUACCAUCCAUGUUAUAAUAUUGUAUUUUGGAAUCUUGAAAAGAUACAUCCAUUUGAUACGCAAAAAUUUAAAAGAAUUUAUCGAAUUUUAUUAACAUCGGGAUUAUUUGAUGCUGAUUCAUUUUAUGAACCUUCACCUCCAACUCCACUUGAUAUAGCAAAUUUACAUUCGACACAAUAUCUUGAAUCAUUAAAUAGUAAUGUUCAAUUGCAAAAAAUUUUGGAAGUUCCUUUUUUAGCCGUCUUACCUCAAGCUUUAAUGAAGAAAAAAGUACUGGAACCAAUGUUAUUACAAACUGGUGGAAGCGUUCUUGCCGCAGAAUUAGCCUUAGAAUAUGGUUGGGGGAUUAAUUUAGGAGGAGGAUUUCAUCAUGCGCAUCAUGAUGGUGGUGGUGGCUUUUGUGUUUACGCGGAUAUUACCCUGAUGGUUGAAAAAAUACUGUCGAAAUACCCUGAUCAAGUUUCUCGUGUUAUGAUUGUGGAUUUGGACGCUCAUCAGGGAAAUGGAUAUGAACGCGAUUUGGCACAUAAUAAUAAAAUUCAUAUUGUAGAUGCAUUUAAUGUUCAUAUAUAUCCACAGGACAAUGAUGCAUUCUCUUCAAUCACUACACCAAUUCCAUUAACAUCACCAGAAUUAAAACAAGAUGAUAAAUAUCUUCCUCUCAUUCAAUCAAAUCUAUUUCAAUCAUUUCAUAAAUUUCAUCCUCAAUUUAUUAUAUAUAAUGCAGGAACAGAUUGUUUAGAAGGCGACCCUCUUGGAGCAAUGAAUUUAUCGGCUGAAGCGAUAUUGAAAAGAGAUGAAAUCGUAUUUCGAAUGGCUUUCGAUCAUGGAGUUCCUAUAGUAAUGUUACUGAGUGGAGGAUACCAAAAAAAAAAUGCAGAAAUUAUUUCUGCGAGUAUUUUAAAUUUAAUUAGUAAGUUUGGUCUUUUGGAAGGACGUAGAAAAUCUGUUAUAACUUCUCAUUAGAGAAUAUACAGUAGUUGUCAUUUUAUCAUUAUAUAUUACUCGUCAUAUUUUUUUGCUUUGUACAAAAUAUUGUUUUUUUGUAUUAUAUAUAUAUAGCUGAUUUACAUGGGUGCCUGAUAGACAUCGCUGUGAAACUUAAAUAUGUACCUUUCUUAAUAGAUUUACAUAACAUUUUAACAUUAU